UCAGGCACCAUAUCGCCCCCUUCCAUUUUCUCCGUGUUCCCAUGGUUUGAAACGGUACAGACUACAAAGAAAUAAAACCAGAGACCAAAACACCAAGAAAUUUCUUAGAUCAUCUAUCUCUUCUCUUUGAUCCCCUUAAAAUCCCAGAUUUUCAACGUCUUCUAACCCCAAAACCUACUCUUGCAAAUAACACAACCCAAAGCACGAAAUUCCAUCACCUUCAUCACGACUAUAUUCUAAAAGAAUUAGUAUUGUUACCAUUUUUUCUUGUUUUCUAUUGAAUUGCAGGACACAAAACAAGGGGUUUCGGAGUUUUGGUGCUCUGGAUCUUUUUUCUUUUACUUUGUCGAAAAGGUGGUAGAUGGUGGAAUCAGAGGUAAAGAAGAUCAAGAAGGGGGAUAAAAUGAAGUGGAGAUGGGUGAUCGGAGCUUUCACUACGAUUCUCCUUGCUAUCGCUUUGGCUUCAAGAAGUACACCAAAGAUCCCUUUUAAAUCUGGACAGUUUAGCAAGUCUUGUCAUUGUCCUCAGGACAAACACAGGUAUAGUGGGAUUGUAGAGGAUUGUUGUUGUGAUUAUGAGACUGUUGACCAUCUUAAUGAGGAAGUCUUACAUCCAUUACUUCAGGAUCUUGUUAAAACUCCAUUUUUUCGGUAUUUCAAGGUUAAAUUGUGGUGUAACUGUCCAUUUUGGCCUGAUGAUGGUAUGUGCCGUUUGCGGGAUUGUAGUGUUUGUGAAUGUCCAGAAAAUGAAUUCCCUGAAUUAUUUAAGAAGCCCUACCAUCAUGGCCUUCCAUCAGAUGACCUUAAGUGCCAAGAAGGAAAGCCGCAGGCUGCUGUUGACCGCACACUAGAUAGUAAGGCUUUUAGGGGGUGGACAGAAACAGAUAACCCCUGGACAUAUGAUGAUGAGACUGAUAAUUCUGAGAUGACAUAUGUGAACCUUCAACUGAACCCAGAGCGCUACACUGGCUACACUGGUCCAUCAGCCAGAAGAAUAUGGGAUGCUGUCUACUCGGAGAACUGUCCCAAAUAUCCAGCUGAAGAAUUGUGCCAAGAGGAAAAAAUACUUUACAAAUUGAUUUCUGGCCUUCACUCAUCUAUUUCGAUCCAUAUAGCUUCUGAUUAUCUACUUGAUGAAGCCACAAACUUGUGGGGACAUAAUCUUGACUUAAUGUAUAAUCGGGUUUUAAGAUAUCCAAAUCGUGUGCAGAACUUAUACUUCACAUUCCUCUUUGUGCUCCGAGCUGUGACAAAGGCAGCUGAUUACUUGGAACAAGCUGAAUACGAUACCGGUAAUCCAACCGAGGACCUAAAAACACAUUCCCUAAUGAGACAGCUACUUUAUAAUCCAAAAUUGCAAGCUGCAUGCCCACUUCCAUUUGAUGAAGCUAAAUUAUGGAAAGGACAAAGAGGACCUGAACUGAAGCAGAAAAUACAAGCUCAGUUCAAAAAUAUCAGUGCGUUGAUGGACUGUGUAGGGUGUGAGAAAUGUCGACUUUGGGGAAAGCUUCAGGUUCUUGGUCUUGGAACUGCAUUGAAGAUACUUUUCUCUGUUAAUGGUGAAGAUCACUCGCAUCAGACAUUGGAGUUGCAACGGAACGAAGUGAUUGCCCUGAUUAAUCUACUCAAUCGACUAUCCGAGUCUAUAAAAUUUGUCCAUGAAAUGGGAGCAGCAGCUGAAAAACUCAAUGAAGGAACAGUAACUUCUACUAGGUUGAACAGCCUGGUGCAACAGGCAUGGGCGUCGAUCGUUAAGACAUAGGUGAUGAUCCAACUCCAAAUAACUGCAUCGUUCUUCCAAAAGCUAGAUUAGGGUUUUGGAGAAAUAUAAGCAUGGCAAGUGUAGAACCAGCAGUUUUGCUAUAGUUGCAGAUUUUGAAAUCUCAUGUAAAACAAGAACUAUAAAAAGGUAACAGAGAAAUUAAAAUUAUCCCGAGUCAGAAACUGUAUAACAGAUUAUAUGGUAUAUGAACAAUAGUUUACAUUUGAAAUGAACCUUUUCUUCUAGAACCAAA
Gossypium raimondii (Peruvian cotton) is the source of this 2015-nucleotide messenger RNA. RefSeq names its product endoplasmic reticulum oxidoreductin-1. Lineage: Eukaryota; Viridiplantae; Streptophyta; Magnoliopsida; Malvales; Malvaceae. Gene Ontology annotation, molecular function: thiol oxidase activity; FAD binding; protein-disulfide reductase activity. The record is from RefSeq and is a predicted model, not a curated record. The coding region runs from base 362 to 1762 and encodes 466 amino acids. Gene Ontology annotation, cellular component: endoplasmic reticulum; endoplasmic reticulum membrane. The transcript has 10 exons. Gene Ontology annotation, biological process: protein folding in endoplasmic reticulum.